Drosophila eugracilis is the source of this 444-nucleotide messenger RNA. RefSeq lists its product as uncharacterized. The record is from RefSeq and is a predicted model, not a curated record. NCBI's taxonomy places the organism in Eukaryota, Metazoa, Arthropoda, Insecta, Diptera, Drosophilidae. The transcript is spliced from 2 exons. The coding region runs from base 54 to 308 and encodes 84 amino acids.
CUAUCACUAACAAAAUAACUCUAACAUAUAUAAUCUUAAUAUCCAUAACCAAUAUGUCUCAUAUACUCGCGGCGAAACUCGAUUGCCAAUGCGGCGGAAAGGGCAGUCCAAUCGAUUCCGUUGUAGCCCCAAUCAAUACGGAAUUGAGUUGUAUGCAGAAGGUGAUUGCAAAGGUGAGGAAAAUUCAGAUGAUCGCACUUUUCCAAAGGGACGCUGAGAUGUACAAGGCUGAGCUGCGAGCUAUGAACCUCUCUCUGUGGCACGAAGUUGGUCAUUUAUACUGCAAGGGCACAAAGUCAAGUGGAUGACCAACAUGUGGAUGAAAGUUUCCUUUUUCAGAGGGAUUUUUGAGAACUAAUUUAUAUUUUUCAAUUUCUUUUCCAAAUAGUUCAAUAUUUUGAAAUAAAUCUAAUAAAGGUAAUCAAGCUGAUAUAUAUCAGUUUA